AUGGCCCUGAUCUACUCGCUGUACAUCAUCAACAAGUCCGGCGGCCUGAUCUUCCACAAGGACUUCGCGCCUAUCUCGCGCGUGGACCUCAACGACUCCCUGCGCCUGGCCAGCAUCUGGCACUCCCUCAACGCCAUCUCCGUGCAGCUGUCUCCAGUGCCCAGCUGCACCGGCAUCGAGCUCCUGGAGGCCGAGACCUUCAACCUGCACAGCUUUCAGAGUGUCACGGGCACCAAGUUCGUGCUGGUGGUGGACCCCAGGGCCUCCAGCGUGCCGGCGUUCCUGCAGCGAGUGUAUCAAUUGUACACAGACUACGUGCUGAAGAACCCAUUCUACGAGGUGGAGAUGCCCAUACGGUGCGAGCUGUUCGACGCGCACAUCGAGGCGGCUGUACAGAAGUACCCCAUGAUGUCAUAA
Messenger RNA from Ostreobium quekettii, 417 nucleotides. The record is from the annotation of a GenBank genome assembly. Lineage: Eukaryota; Viridiplantae; Chlorophyta; Ulvophyceae; Bryopsidales; Ostreobiaceae.